AAGAUCCUUAUCAGCAUUCUGCUUUUUAGUAUCCUGAUUUUUUUCGAUUUUGGUGAAAUAAAUGCUAUGGAAGGUGUGGGAUUAAGUUCAGGAUACAGUUUGGAGCGCCAGGGGUUACGCCGCAGGGCCACGGGCCCCUUUCAGACCGAACGAGCACCACCUCCUCCGUUAAAACGUCACGUCGAUCUUCUUCCAUCAUCCUAUUUGAAGAUCGAUUAUAUGACGCAUGAAGUUCGUUUGCGGAUAGUUGGAGGAAAAGUAGUGCAAGCUAGCUUUCCAAACAAUACUCUUCCUGAAGGCCCUGAUUUUUAUAAACAUCAUAAUUUUCUAGUUCGUCUUGCUAAAAUAGCAGGUCAUACAGCGGUUAUUUAUGUCAGGCAAGACGGCUCACUUAUGGGAGUCCGACCACCAAAUCCAACUUCAGCAGAUAUGAUGGAGCCUGAUGGUACAACAUGGUUUAUCGCUUAUGCUGGCGAAUGCUUUAAAGUAAAGGUAAGGCCUGAUCAAGAACCACAUCUAAUGCUCGCGGUAGAAAUUGAGCUCAAAUCUGGAAACGUAAUUACAUCAACUGAUACAGUCCAAACAGUUACUUUUCCUUGGGUCAUAUUUAAUCUACACAGAACGCGCUUUUCUUCAAAAAUUACGGGAGCCUUGCUUCCCAAACCACUAACUCCACCUCGCGCUUGAGCUUCGAAAUAUUAAUUUAUAAUUGCAUUUAGAAUUAACUGUAUACAAGGUAAACAACAAAUGUGACGUUUCGCGAGGAACGGGACCUUAGGGUUAACAAAUCGAUUUUCAGAUUUUUGAUGAUGUUGAUAGUUUCAAAAUCGCUCUUUCGUAUUAAAAAGAAUAACAUUUUUACCUGUAAAAUUGCAUUUGUUAUUGAGAUUUAAAGUGAGGAGUAAAGCGCCUAUAUCGCGGCGUACGACCGGUCCAGAAAAUCCAGCCCCACCACGUUCUACACAUCUUUCUGUGCUGUAUCCGUGUGACUCAAGAGCUCGUCUCACGCGCUGAACGCGGAGCGAGAAGAUUUAGUC
Messenger RNA from Belonocnema kinseyi, 1037 nucleotides. RefSeq lists its product as uncharacterized. The transcript has 3 exons. Bases 67 to 687 code for a protein of 206 amino acids. Lineage: Eukaryota; Metazoa; Arthropoda; Insecta; Hymenoptera; Cynipidae. The record is from RefSeq and is a predicted model, not a curated record.